AUGUCCUUGAAACUUCUCGGAAGACGCUCUGUAUACAAAUCCCGCCCCCAUCCCGGUGUCCAGCUCGUGCAGCAGCACCGUCUCUCGAGUUCCAGCCCCAGCCCCAGCCCCAGCCCCAGCCCCAACGCCACCCAGAGCCCUCCUCCAGCACCCCAAAAUGAAGAACCAGAACCCGAGUCCAAGUCCGAGUCCGAGUCCGAGUCCGAGUCCGCCCUCACCCGCCGCUUCACCGCCAUGGCCGAAGACGCCCUCACCGCCUCCCCGCGGCGCGCCCCACAGAUCGCCUCCGAAAACACCUUCCCCUCAGACCUAAAGCGCACGCUCGAAGCCCGCAUCGCCGCCGCCGCCCUCGCCACCGCCACCGCCACCGUAAACCUCCCCGCCUACGCCCCCAAGCACACCCGCGACAUCGCCUCCGCCCAGCCCUGGACCGGUGCCGAGUCCCCCUCCGACAGCGUCCUCCGCAUGCUCGUCGACGCGCACAAGCCGCUCAAGCACGACCUCCGCGGUAGUAGUAGCGCAAAGCCAGCAAACAUCGACCUCCUCCUCCUCCGCCCGGCGAGACGGCACCAGCCGCGGAGCAGCGGCGACCGCAUCGCCCGCGCGCGGGACAAGACGGCCGAGUACUCGCUCGUCAAGGACGCGGCGACGGAGGCCGACAAGGCCGAGAUCCGGGAGCAGUUCCGGGAGCGGUUCCAGCCUGGGGCGCCGGCGGCGGCGGCGGUCGCGUCCGUCAAUGCGCUCGGGUCGCUGGCCGACGAGAGGAUCGAGGAGGCGCGGCAGCGCGGCGCGUUUCGGCACAACUCGAUGCGCGGGAAGCCGCUGGUGCGGGACCACGCGGCCGAGAGCCCGUUCCUGGAUACGACCGAGUAUCUGCUGAACCGGAUCAUCAAGGACCAGGACAUUGUGCCGCCGUGGAUUGAGAAGCAGCAGGAGUUGGCGGGCGCGGCGAGGACGUUUCGGGAGCGCUUGCGGGUCGAGUGGAAGCGGCAUGUGAGCAGGACUAUUGCGGCCGAGGUGACGGGGCUGGAGGAGCAGUGCAGGAGGGCGGAGAGGUAUGCGGAGGCCGAGGAGCGCCUGGGAAGGCUUGAGGAGAGGGCGGCCAGGAUUGGGGAAGGCAAGCAGGUUGUCGAGGAAGAAGAAACCCCCGCGACGAGCGGGUCGACGGCGCCGUUCAGAGACCCGGUGUGGGAAAGGACUGAGGCCUCAUACCACAACCUAUCGAUCGAGAACCUCAACUCCAUCACCCGCACCUACAACCUCAUGGCCCCCGAGCUGGCAAAGAAGACGUACUUCUCCCUAGAGCGGGAGCUCAAAAAUUGCUUCCGGGAGUGCGCGCCGCAGAUUGCAGGAGAAAUCAGGGCGCGGGCUACCAGGUCAAGCGCAAGCACAUCGGCAUUCUCGAUGGAGCGGAAGGGCGAAAGCGGGAUCUUGGAGAGCUUGGCUGGCGAGAGUGCGGCGGUGUACGACAGCAAGAAACCGAAUUAUGGGUUUAAAGAGUUCUGGAGAGAUGUGUUUGGGCGGCGGAAGGAAGCGGUUUGA
Morchella sextelata is the source of this 1542-nucleotide messenger RNA. RefSeq lists its product as uncharacterized. The transcript has a single exon. The record is from RefSeq and is a predicted model, not a curated record. The coding region runs from base 1 to 1542 and encodes 513 amino acids. NCBI's taxonomy places the organism in Eukaryota, Fungi, Ascomycota, Pezizomycetes, Pezizales, Morchellaceae.